AUGGAUUUAUGCCGUGCUUGCGGUGGCAGCGCCACCACGAGUCAGAAUGAGGACGAAAACAUCACCCAAUUGGUCGAUGCCUACAACAAGCUGACGGGCAUACAGCUAUCCGAAGUUGUGGACACCGGGCCGAUGUUGUUCUGUGAUGAUUGUAUAAAGGAACUCAAUCACUUCGAUAAGUUCCGAAGGAAAUGUCUCGAGACUUAUCAGAGGCUGAAGGAUGUGAAAGUGGAAGCCUGGCAAGAAGACGGUGCCAUGUACUGUUUAGUGAAAAUGGAAGAUGAAGACGCGAAUGACACUGGAAACUUAUCUGAUAAAGAAGACCCUCACAAGGAUCUUGCUAAGCAAAAUACCAAGAGCAAAAUUGAAAUAAAAGAAGAUGACUCUGAAGAGUCUGAAGAGGAGGAGGAUGAGGAAGGGGCUGAUGAUGGAGAUGAUGAUGAUGAUGAUGCUGAUGCAGACUUUGCCGUUAGUAACGAUGAUAAUAAGGAUAACGACGACGACGAUGAUGAUGACGAUGAAGACGAAAAUGUCCCCUUAGUUGAUGUUCUCAAAAAGAAACCUAAGAAAAAGCGUGAUACGCGGGUCCGCGUCCGGAAUCGAGGCAAGGCGAACAAAAAAGAGCCCAUGAAGUUCCUCGACUGCCCGAAAUGUCCUUCGAAGUUCUUCUACCAGCAUCGCCUUGAAGCUCACCUUCGAGUUCACGAAGGGCUGAAACCGUUUCUCUGUAAACUCUGCGGCAAAAGCUUCAUCACGUACCGGAACUUCAAAACGCAUCACAUCCAGAAGCACACAGACGACAAGAUUCGCAUUCCUUGCGGAUUUCCAGGCUGUGAACAAGUGUUCGCCACCAAACAGGGUGCCAAGAAGCACCGGUUGCGAACCCACGAUCCGAACUACCAAAUACCUGAACAGACGCCAUUCAUUUGUGAUACCUGUGGAAACUCGUUCACAACGAACGGUGGCCUCAAACGGCACAAAUAUACUCAUAAUCCGGAGGAGCUGCCGUACAGUUGUACUUACUGUCCCAAAAAGUACCACACCCGAUCCAAACUAGUCAGCCACACGAAACGGCACCAGGGCAUAUUCGACUUCGAGUGCCCACAUUGUGGCCAGAAGAAGGCGUCCAGGUACGAGGUCAACCAGCACAUCAAAAAUGUGCACGAGAAGCAGAACAAAUCGGAGCCCAUUCCAUGCACAGUGUGUCAGAUGGUGUUCAGCAGCAAGACGUGCCUCAAGCGGCACAUCGACGUUGUGCACAUGAAAAUCAAGAGGUUCACCUGUCCGAUUUGUGGGUUCUUGUUUAGCCAGAAGGAUCACCUCAACAGGCACUUGAAAAGUCACAAAAGGCAAGGAGACAUUGUUAAUUUGCCGGCUGCGGAUGCUCCUCCGGUGAGUAAUUCUGUCGAUGGGGAAGGAAUUGAGCUUGUGCCAUGAUGAGAAUCUUGUAGCGAAACGGUAAAAAUAAAGAUGUCA
Molecule: messenger RNA, 1476 nt
Organism: Aedes albopictus (Asian tiger mosquito)
Lineage: Eukaryota; Metazoa; Arthropoda; Insecta; Diptera; Culicidae
Product: GDNF-inducible zinc finger protein 1
Cellular component (GO): nucleus
Molecular function (GO): zinc ion binding
Source: RefSeq, a predicted model, not a curated record